AUGUCAUCCCAGCCUCACAAGGUCCUAACCCCGUCGCAAGUCUCGCAUUUCAUGGAGCACGGCUACGUGGUGAUCCGGGGAUGUUUCAGCCGCGCCGCCUCUGACGAAUGGACGCGUGACGUGUGGACGCGGUUAGGGAUGAAUCCAAACGACAAGACGACGUGGACGCGCGAGCGGACAAACAUGCCGGAGCACCGACGACUGAAGGUGGCCGAGUUCGCGCCCAGGGCGUGGGACGCCAUCUGCGACCUGGUCGGCGGCGAGGAGCGCGUUACCGACAAGAGCAAGACCUGGAGCGACUCGUUCAUUGUCAACUUGGGCACGCCCGAGGGCGAGGGCAGGGAGUAUGCUCCCAAGGAGCUCGAGGGGUGGCAUGUCGAUGGUGACUUCUUCAUCCACUUUCUCGACUCUCCGGAACAGGCCUUGCUGGUCAUCCCUUUGUUCACCGACAUCCUGCCCGACGGCGGCGGUACAUGGAUCUGCUCCGAAGGACCUGCGAGAAUCGGCAAGUGGCUGUAUGACCAUCCCCAGGGCGUCACACCGCACAUGAUGCCAGUCGACUCGCCGACGGACUCGGACCCGGGUCUCAAGUUCUUCAACGACAUAGUCCAAAAGUGCGCGGCGGCGUCGUUCCACGAAAUGACGGGCAACGUGGGGGACGUGAUCCUGCUGCAUCCCUUGAUGCUGCACUCCGCGUCCAAGAACGGCCGGCGGCUGGCGCGCAUCAUCACCAACCCGCCCGUGAGCCUGAAGGAGCCGUUCGACUUUGACCGCGAUGCCGAUGCGGCCGGCGCGGGGUGUUCGCUGGUCGAGCUCAAGACGAUCCGCGACCUAGGCGGCCAGGAAAAGCUGCGCGGGUGGAAGAUACAGGGGGAGAGAAAGGCCGUGGUGCCCGAGAGGUUGCGCGUGCAGGCCAGGUGGAUGGAAGAGGAGAACCGGCGGCUGAGGGAGAGGGGCGUCGAAUAUCAAGACCGCACCCAGACCGAGGAGAUGGUCCUGGAGCAGGCGAAGGGGCUGAAGCCAAAGAUGGAGAGCGUCGCAGUGGCUUGA
Cladophialophora psammophila CBS 110553 is the source of this 1050-nucleotide messenger RNA. RefSeq lists its product as uncharacterized. Lineage: Eukaryota; Fungi; Ascomycota; Eurotiomycetes; Chaetothyriales; Herpotrichiellaceae. The coding region runs from base 1 to 1050 and encodes 349 amino acids. The transcript is spliced from 4 exons. The record is from RefSeq and is a predicted model, not a curated record.